Messenger RNA from Closterium sp. Naga37s-1, 588 nucleotides. Lineage: Eukaryota; Viridiplantae; Streptophyta; Zygnematophyceae; Desmidiales; Closteriaceae. The record is from the annotation of a GenBank genome assembly.
AUGAAUGCUCCGUUGUUUUCGCUACCCCUCACUCCUCGGUCCCUCCGUCCCUCCCUCAUAGUUCCCUCGACCCUCUACUUCAUGCAUUCCUCCCCUCUAUCAUCCCUUCCUCCCCUCUCUCACCCAUUCCUCUCCUCUCUCAUCAUGUCCCCCAUUAUCCUCCUCUCUCCUCCCGUCCCCCUCUCUCCCUAUGUUUUCCGCUCCCCCCCCCCCGUCCUCCUCUCUCCUCCAUGUCCUCCUUUCUCCCUACUCUUCUCCCUCAUGUCCCCCCUCCUUUCCCUUAUUUCCCCUCUCCAACCCCUCGUUCCAUUCCCUCCUUCCCCCCGUUUCCCCCUUUUCUUCCCCGUUGCUCUCGAUUUCUCCCCUUGCGUGCCUUCAUUUCACCCACUCCUACACCUCUUUCCCUUCUUGCUUCCCCACCUUUUCUCUCCUAUUGCUUCGCACAUGCCUUCGCGCCUCUUCCCCGCCGGGUUUAGCGCCCCAUGCCCCCUCCCCUUUCUCCCUCGCCGCGCCCUCCUCCCCCGGCCUCAGACGCCCUGGCAGCACCGACAGGCCUGCAACCCCAAGCGGGGCAAUGGGGGCGAAUAG